AAUGAAGUGAGGGACAAACAAAACUCAGUCUUUCAAUCCCCUCUCUUCUUUCCCAUCCACUUCGAAGUCCAUCCAACAUCGACAACAUGCUUUCUGCGGCUGCUGCGGUUCGGACCUCGUGUCGCUCCGAGCGCGUCGCGGCGGCUGUCGCGCAGACCGUGCUUGCUGCGCGUGGAGUUGCUUCGAUGCCCCUUGCGACGACGCGUGCGGGCCGUGCGGUUGGACUGGCGCCGGCUUGGGUUGCGAUGGCUGGAAACGCGAGAUCGCAGACGCGUGCCGUCUCGACGUCCGCCAGCAGCAGCACUGCGCGUGUGUCUGCCGCCCACCUCGCGCAGGCAUACCGUGGCAAGCACACCACCACAGGCCUGUCGCUCUCGUCAGGAGCCGGUGGUGCAGCCGGCGGUGCGAGCACAUCGUGGCCGUCCGUCGGUCGUGCCAUCCACAGCAGCUGCGCCAGCGGUGCCUCCAGGCACAACAAAGGCCCUCUGUCUGCAGCCGGAUCUCAAGAGCCCAUCCUCAGCCAAGCAGACGUCGACGCGCUCGCGUUGCAGAUCGCGUCGCUGCCGACCGAGGAGCGUGCCGCCAAGCUUGGCGCUUUGCUGCCCACUCUCCCGCCUGCGACUGCUACCCGUCUUGCGGCGGCUGCCGGUGUCUCCGUGUCGGCCGUCGAUGCAGCGUACCGUGAUGGUCUCGCCAAGACCCAGGGGUCUGCCGUCUCCUCCGCUGUCAGCGCGGAAGAGGUGGAAUCUGACGAGGUGCUCAAGGAGGAGGACGAGAGUCCGCUGUCUGCCCGCCACCAACACACGCGCUUUGGCUACCAGGAUGAUGCGCCGAGCAAUCCUCUGGCAGCACUCAAGAAGGUGGCCGCCAGCAACAGCGCCAGCACGCGGCAGCAAGCCGCCACUCCCGACUCCAUCCGUCUGCAAUACGACGCACACAAGCGUGCCACAGACGCGCACUCUCGUGCCAAACGCGCAUGGGAAGCAGCGUCGCAGGAGGCUGCCAAGCAGCCCGACGUGUCGACCGCCGGGCUCAUUGAGCGGCUGCGUGCGCAGUCGUUCACCGUCAAGUCUAAAGGCGUCGAGGCAUUGCAUGGCGGUGGCACGCACGUCACGGCAUCGGCAUUGUUCAACAGCGGCCAUCGCCAAAUCCGACUCCACGCUCCCGCUGCUCGACAGGACGAGCUCGAAGAGUUGCUCGAAAAGUGGAUUGCGCUCACCUGGGCCACAGUCAACUCGGAGAUGACCCGCGACUUUGCCAAGACCCUUGUGGACAGGGAGGCCACCCCAGUUGCAUCCACGCCCGCAACCAGCGGCUCGCAGGACUUUGCCCUGCUGCAAAUGUCGGAUCUUAUGCCGCUGGACGCCACCUUCCUCCGCGUCGCCCAACGCGAGUUUUUGGCCAGCCACAAAGACGUUGGCUUUGAGCUCAUUCGCUUUAUGCCCGAGCCCCGCACCUCCGGCGUGACCAUGUGUGUCGCUGCUCCCGCCGUGUCAGAGUUUGAUCGUCUGUCCGCUGUCGACGCGCCAGACGCGCAAGCUGAUUCUACCGGCAAGUCCUGGCGGAUGCUUUCCUUGCUUGCUGGUCUUGAGCUCACGACUCUGGGCCCCUUGAGCGCUGGCGGCGAGCUAGUCUCCGACAUGGGUGACUUUCCCCUCCUUCCUGCAACAGAGCCGAACGCCCAAGAGCUCAGCAAGGUGCGUGAUAAUCCCAGCCCGCCGUUGGACAGACGCGUCGCGCACCGCGAUACGGCCAUUGUUGCCACCUUCCGCAGCGCCGAUCCUACUCAAGCCGAGCUGUUGAGCAUCCACGGUGUCCAGUUUGAAAACGACUCUGAUUUGGAGGAGCGUGCUCCCAAUCAAGCCCCCAAGUAUGACGAGCAAGAUGCCGACAACCAGUUUUUGGACAACCUUUCACGGCGUAAGGCUGCUGGUCACUCCAUUACCGAGAUCACACCGUCCAACUUUGCGACGACCAUGAACACUGAGCGUCAACUGGUGCAAGAUUUCCUCGAUAUGCCCCCGACUCGUAUUCGUCAGAUGGCAGAGGAUUUUGCCGCCCGAACCGCACCAUUUAGCCACAGCGAUCGUCGACCAGUGCAAUUUGUCACACGCCACUACAUCACCGUGACGAGCGAUUUGCCUCCCGGCGGCUCGCGAAAAGUCGUGUUGCAGAUUCCCCUGAGCGAGCUAGAACUACCUUCGGUUGUGGAGGAGAUUUUCGUGGCCAUGCUCGAGACCCGCAUCAUUGCUGGCAAGACUGUUCGAUUGGUCAGCGACCGCUUCCCGCUGCGCGAGCAAAACCAAGAUUAUCUGCGAGAUUUGCUGCUUGUGCUCGUUCAACGAGCGUACGAGCUUGCUCUCCAGCAGCCCAGCCUCCCUCUCACAGCCCAUGAGCAAAAGGAACGCGACCUGCACAAGUACCUCGUGUCUUCUCCGAUGGCUGGCACCGCUGCAGCAUCUCGAGUAUAAUUUUGAAUUGUAAUAAUGACAAACCCCAUUCCAAAUUGGCUC
This is a messenger RNA of Capsaspora owczarzaki ATCC 30864, 2513 nucleotides long. RefSeq lists its product as hypothetical. Gene Ontology annotation, molecular function: structural constituent of ribosome. Gene Ontology annotation, cellular component: mitochondrial small ribosomal subunit. Lineage: Eukaryota; Filasterea; Ministeriida; Capsasporidae. Gene Ontology annotation, biological process: mitochondrial translation. The record is from RefSeq and is a predicted model, not a curated record. The transcript has 5 exons. Bases 87 to 2471 code for a protein of 794 amino acids.